AGUUACUGCCUCGAAGUUGCGAGGUUAUCUUUACCCUGGCGGUUAACACAAACAUCGUCCGGAUAAAAGAGUUUCGCUGUUUUUUUGUUUUUUUUUUUUUUUACCGGAAAUGCAAGUGGCCAGUUCUCCUAUUUUUCACGCGGAGGAUGACAACUUUCAUCUCCGUGGCCAUUGAAGUUUAUUUUUUAGGAGGCGUGUAUUGAUGGCGUUAACAGCUAUACAAUUAUUCGUGUUGGAAUUGGUAUUUUUUGUUUCACCUUGAAAAUAUAAAAGGCUGUUUUCACCGUCAUGGAGGGAAGGGCGCUGAGCAAUGCGACCGGUUACUCGGACGAAUGGGGCGACUGGGAUAAGCGGCCCUCUGGUCUGUCGUUUCUGACCAAACUCCUGGCUGUCCUGUCCGUUGUCGUCGUCGGCACCGCUCUCGCCACCAACAAUUGGCUCCUCACCGAGGAGCUCAUCACCCGGGUUCCGCUCUUCAACGAAAACGCAACCAUGACGUCACAACAAACCGUGACGACACAACAGGACGAACCUGCUCGCUUCCUUGAAAAGACCAUAGCCGGCUUGUGGACGGUCUGUAUUUCGAACUUGACGACUGGGUGCUUCGAUUGUUUCCAAAUAUUCGAAGUUUUUGACGAAAGUUACGUGCCUGACCCCGGUGACUCAGCUUGGGCCAUGCCAUAUGCAGCGUCCCGCUCGAUUGGAUUUUUUCUCCUGGCAACAGUGCUGCUUUGUUUCGCAGAAGUGUGCUUUGUGAUAAGUCUUUUAAAGAAUAAGGAUUGGAUUAUUUUUGUGUCUGGUGUCAGUUUUAUAAUCGCAGGUUUGUUAAUGCUGGUUGGUGUCAUAGCUCUUAUUUCAUUAUUCAGAGCAGAAGUAGGAAACAAAUUGAGACCUGCCUCCGUACACAAGUCACCGACGCUUACAUUUAAUUACGGAUUUAGUUUCCAGCUAUAUAUGGGUGGACUUGCUCUAAUUGAGGCAACAGGCUUCGUAGCGGAUUUAUUUUGUUAUCAACAUGGCACAGAAAAAAGAAAACCUUGGACGUGGAGGCUGUGCUUAGGAGUUAUACAGUCAUAAUUUCCGGCUUGGAUUCACAGGCCGAAAGUCCCAGGUGUAGCACCCGUUGCUCUAGCUCCUGGAUCAGUCGAAGUUACGGCUCCAGCACCCGGAACUUUCGGCCUCUGGGCCAAAAACGUAUAGUAUGUUUACAUAGCCUAUAAGUUCAACUUCCUCGGCGGGAGUUUUUUUUUUUUUUUUAAGUGUGA
Molecule: messenger RNA, 1265 nt
Organism: Bemisia tabaci
Lineage: Eukaryota; Metazoa; Arthropoda; Insecta; Hemiptera; Aleyrodidae
Source: RefSeq, a predicted model, not a curated record